AUGAGAAAAAUGAAGCUGAAGGUGUUUGGGUUGGUCGUGGGGUUUGUGGCCAUGUCUAUAACCCUUUUCUUCCUGUAUACCAGAAAUUUAUUCCUGCGAAAAUACCUGCGAGUAGGGAAAAUCUCAAACUCUUCAGACCUUGCAAAAGUUUGUGACAUGAUUAUGGAAGGAAAGGAGAUUUUCUUGGAUGAAAGUACACCAGUGACACCACUGAGAAGCAUAACCUGCCAACAAUACUUGGUCCAAAAUCACUACAUAAUGGAAGCUCUGUCCAAAGAGGAAGCCGAGUUCCCUUUGGCGUAUGUCAUGGUCAUCCACAAGGACUUUGCUACAUUUGAAAGGCUCUUCAGGGCUAUUUACGCUCCCCAGAACAUCUACUGCGUUCACGUGGAUGAGAAGGCCCCAGCUGCUUUCAAAGAUGCUGUUGGAAAACUACUGAGCUGCUUCGCAAAUGCCUUUGUGGCUUCAAAGAGGGAGUCCGUGGUCUACGCAGGAAUUUCCAGGCUCCAGGCCGACCUCAACUGCCUGCAAGACCUGGUGGCCUCCCAGGUCCCCUGGAAGUACGCCAUCAACACCUGUGGGCAAGACUUCCCCCUGAAAACCAACAGGGAAAUAGUUCAGCACCUGAAAGGAUUUAAAGGGAAAAACAUUACCCCAGGGGUGCUGCCUCCUCCUCAUAUCACCAGAAGGACCAAAUACAUGCACUUGGAGCAGAGAUACCGUUUGUUUUCCUUUAUGCUGUGGACUUGGAUGAGAAAAAGUCCUCCUCCUCAUGAUCUGACCAUUUACUUUGGCUCUGCCUACGUGGCCCUUACAAGGGAGUUCGCGGAUUUUGUUCUUCAAGACCAGAGGGCGGUUAAUUUACUUGAGUGGUCGAAGGACACAUACUCUCCUGAUGAGCAUUUCUGGGUGACACUCAAUAGGAUUCCAGGUAAAGAGUCCCUGAUAUUGAGCAAUUCUGGGUGUUGUCAAUAUAAACGGUGACCUGCCCCAGGACAACUAUAACUACAUGAAAAUGAAGAAAUAAGAGUGUCCCUUGUAUUCAAAGGUGACAUCAGUGAUGGUGAUAGUGGCUCUCUGUGGGGGAGAAGAGCUGCAAGAUGGACACCCAUUCUACCCUGACCCCACAUGGGAAGACCACGCUGAGUUGGCAGCGAUGGCUGAUUUGACAGGGUCUCCAUUGAGGUUGACCUAGACAGAGGUGCCAAACAUGCCCAGCUCUUGCUAGGUGGUCACUUGGCCCCACUGGCUCAUGCCCGCAGAUCCACUCUAUUCCUGCAAUAUAAGAAAAGGAUACAGACUUGUAGUUGAUCUCCCUUCCCUUAAGUAACGGUAACAUUUCUCUUCUUGCUGGAAAUAAGAAGUUAGAGCAGACUUCCUGACAGUCUGCACAGGGCCCUGCAGACCAACUUUGGCAGUAGUAUGUAUGAAGUCAGGCAAGUGAAAAAUUAAGAAGAGAUCAU
This is a messenger RNA of Microcebus murinus (gray mouse lemur), 1463 nucleotides long. RefSeq names its product N-acetyllactosaminide beta-1,6-N-acetylglucosaminyl-transferase-like. Gene Ontology annotation, molecular function: acetylglucosaminyltransferase activity. NCBI's taxonomy places the organism in Eukaryota, Metazoa, Chordata, Mammalia, Primates, Cheirogaleidae. Gene Ontology annotation, biological process: transforming growth factor beta receptor signaling pathway. Gene Ontology annotation, cellular component: membrane. The record is from RefSeq and is a predicted model, not a curated record.